CCGGCUGCCUUCUCAGCGCAGGUGGAGACGCGUGCAUGUGGGCGCUCCGCUCACUGCUGUGGUCUGUGGCCCGGCGCACCAUGUCGCAGGGACCCACCCGCCGCCAGCGUCCGCCCAAGGACCCGCUGCGACACCUGCGCACGCGGGAGAAGCGCGGCCCGUCAUGGGGACCUGGGGGCCCGAACACCGUGUACCUGCAGGUGGUGGCAGCCGGCGGUCGGGACGCGGGUGCUGCACUCUAUGUCUUCUCCGAGUACAAUCGGUAUCUCUUCAACUGUGGAGAAGGUGUCCAGCGACUCAUGCAGGAACACAAAUUGAAAGUUGCUCGCUUGGACAACAUAUUCCUGACACGAAUGCACUGGGCUAAUGUUGGGGGAUUGUGUGGAAUGAUUCUUACCUUAAAGGAAACCGGGCUUCCAAAGUGUGUACUUUCUGGACCUCCACAACUGAAAAAAUAUCUAGAAGCAAUCAAAAUUUUUUCUGGUCCAUUGAAAGGAAUAGAUCUGGCUGUGCGGCCCCAUUCUGCAUCAGAAUAUAAGGAUGAGACCAUGACAGUUCACCAGGUCCCCAUACACAGUGAACGGUGGUGUGGAGAGCACCAGCCAUCACAGAGCCCAGAAAGGCCUUUACCCAGACUCAGCCCAGAACAGUCUUCAGGCUCUGGAUCAAUUGAAAAUGAGCAACACCUUCCAGCCUGCACACCUUCCCAUUCACCUUGUUUUGAUCAAAUGUGUUUUUCCUCAGGUGUUAGCUGGAAAGGCAAUGGCAGGGACCCUUCCUUGGUGGUAGCAUUUGUCUGUAAGCUUCACUUGAAGAAAGGAAACUUCUUGGUGCUCAAAGCAAAGGAGCUGGGCCUCCCAGUUGGGACUGCUGCCAUCGCACCUAUCAUUGCUGCUGUCAAGGAUGGCAAGAGUAUCACUUAUGAAGGAAGAGAGAUUUUGCCUGAAGAGCUCUGUACUGCCCCGGAUCCUGGUCUUGCAUUUAUUGUGGUAGAAUGUCCAGAUGAAGGAUUUGUCCAGCCCAUCUGUGAGAAUGACAUCUUUAAGAGGUAUCAGGGAGAAGCUGACACCCCCGUGGCCCUGGUGGUCCAUAUAGCCCCAGAAUCUGUGCUUAUGGACAGCAGGUACCAGCAGUGGAUGGAAAGGUUUGGGCCUGACACCCAGCACCUGAUCCUGAAUGAGAACUGUGCAUCAGUCCACAACCUUCGUAGUCACAAGAUUCAAACGCAGCUCAAUCUCAUCCACCCUGGCAUCUUCCCCUCUCUCACCACUUUCCACAGUAAGGAGGAAGGCUCUGCCCUCAGUGUGCCCACGGUUCGAGGUGAAUGCCUCCUCAAGUACCAGCUCCGCCCCAGGAGAGAGUGGCAGAGGGACUCCAUUAUUACUUGCAAUCCUGAAGAAUUCAUAGCUGAGGCCCUGGAGCUCCCUAAUUUCCAGGAGAGUGUGCAGGAGUAUAGGAAGAGUGCACAGGACAUCCCAGCCCCAGCAGAGAAAAGAAGCAACUAUCCAGAAAUUAUCUUCCUUGGUACAGGGUCUGCCAUCCCAAUGAAGAUUCGAAAUGUCAGCUCCACACUUGUCAACAUCAGCCCUGAGAAGUCUCUGCUACUGGAUUGUGGUGAAGGCACAUUUGGGCAGCUGUGCCGUCAUUAUGGAGAACAAGUGGACCAGAUUCUGGGGAACCUUGUGGCCGUGUUUGUGUCCCACCUACAUGCAGACCACCAUACAGGCUUGCUGAACAUCCUGCUGCAGAGAGAGCGUGCCUUGGCAUCUCUGGGGAAGCCUUUUCUCCCUCUGCUGGUGGUGGCCCCCACCCAGCUCAGGCCUUGGCUGCACCAGUACCACAACCAGUGCCAGGAGGUUCUGCACCACAUCAGUAUGAUUCCUGCGAAGUGCCUUAGUCAAGGGGCCAAGGUCUCUGAUCCCGUGGUUGAAAGGCUGAUCAGAUCACUGUUAAAAACAUGUGACUUGGAAGAGUUUCAGACCUGCUUAGUCCGGCACUGCAAGCAUGCUUUUGGCUGUGCACUGGUGCACACGUCUGGCUGGAAAGUGGUCUAUUCAGGGGAUACCAUGCCCUGUGAGGCUCUGGUCCAGAUGGGGAAAGAUGCCACACUCCUGAUACAUGAAGCUACUCUGGAGGAUGGAUUAGAAGAGGAAGCCAUAGAAAAGACACACAGCACCACCUCCCAAGCUAUUGGUGUGGGGAUGCGGAUGAAUGCAGAGUUCAUCAUGCUGAACCACUUCAGCCAACGUUAUGCCAAGAUCCCCCUCUUCAGCCCCGACUUCAAUGAGAAAGUGGGAAUUGCCUUUGACCACAUGAAGGUCUGCUUUGGAGACUUUCCAACAGUGCCCAAGCUGAUUCCCCCACUGAAAGCCUUGUUUGCUGGUGACAUUGAGGAGAUGGAGGAGCGCAGGGAGAGGCGGGAGCUACGGCUGGUGCGAGCAGCUCUCCUCUCCCAGGAGCAAGCGGGCAGCCCAGAGGUCAGAGAGCCACAGCAGAAACGAGCUCACAUGGAUGGACCACAGAGCCCACAGAGCAAGAAGGUCAAAGCUCAGUAAAGGUCUACAGCUACCCUGAACUCAAGGCUGCUGUUUCCAUCUUCUGCCCUGCACAGUGCCCAUGUCUGCUCUCGUCAUCCUGGUGGGAGAUGAAUAGGACCAUCCAGCUAGGAGGCAACAACUUGGCACGAGAGUAUGGAGUCCUGCUGUGGCUUGGGCUCUGGGGUUAGUACCAGUCUGCCAGACACUGCCUAUGACUGGUGCCUGGCACAGACAGGGCUACUUAUUGCAAAACAGCAGGGGUGACUAUAAUUCCAGCACAAGUCAGUCAUUAAAGAUGUCACCUGGAAACAUGGGCAGCAUCCCUUGCCUCUUCAAGCACAGUUUCCUGUGCAUGUUGGAGAUAAGUUGAGCAGGGAACAUUGGGCUAAGUGUCCCAGACUCAAGGAUUAAUAUUUCCAAAGAAUCAGAUGCAAUAAAGCUGGAGUUUGGAAUCCUGAGUUUUUCACUUCAUCCUGGUGCUGCUUCAGAGCAGGGUCCUCUGUGUGCUGGUACUCUGCCCAGGAAGGCUCCAGUGGCGGCUGAGGCCUAUGGAGCCUGUUCCUAGGAGCCAGCACCUCUCAAUAGCCAAUUCCAAUUCCUGAUUCUUUUUGGUUUUGGAACUUGAAAUGGGCCAACCACCUGCAGUAGUGCUUUAUCACUUGAGCUGUGCCCCAGCCCAACAGCCGAAUCUUAACAGAUGCCCAGCAUGGCUAUGGCUUCAUGUAUUUAGUGACAGCUGGCCAGGGCAGGUGUCUAGGCACAAGCCUUCUCACUGUUGUAAAGUAAAGAUAAUUGAUUUGUCCUUGCUUAUCCUAUGAUAACAGAAUCAAUCUUUGCCCUUCAAAGUAUUGAGAAAUGCCACAUGGAGCUGGCUGUAUUUGCCCUCCUUGGUGGGAUUUGAAACUCAAGAGAAUGUUCAGAACUAAAUCUAGUAUUUAUAUAUUCUCCCUAGCCAGUAGUGAGCGCUAAGAACUCUUAAAAACAAGGGGAUGAGAGAGAUGAGAGCAAGGAUCGGCUUCCCUGGUGCUGUACACGGAAGGUUAUUAGUAACUGCCCCACAGCUGUAUUAGUAAUGUGAGACACACACCAAGCUCAGGGGGGUAGUAAAGCUAUUUUAAUAACAUUACUUUCAACAACAAUUUAUACAUGUAUUUAAAGAUAACCUUCAACCCCCCGCCCCACCACCACCCUGGGCUCUGAUACAAAUUGGGGAUUGAACUGCCCUUGCCAGGAACUGAGCAAAGCUGCAACAUCAAAACCACAAAUCCCACUCUCAGAGAGGGGUGACUUUACACUGUUGGGAAAAAUAACUAAGCAUUUAAAUUUUUCAUUGUACACCUGUACAUUGGUUUAGAUUGAAUGGCUCAAAUUAAACAAAUAUAGAUUUCAUAUAUACAAAUAUUAUAUCAUGUAUAGGUAUAUUAUAUCUAUUUUAAAAGGAUAAAACUUUAAACUUGGACUUUGCAUGCAUGGCCCAGGUCUCUUUCUCACUCCUUUGAUACUGAAGUGUGAAUAGGUGACUCCCUCCCCCCAAGGGUGGGUGGGACUUUGUGAGAAGGAUGAGCAGUGAAUGCUGGUGAGCAAAGCAGGCCACUCUGCAGGCUGGGUCCACUUUCCUCGACCUGCUUUGGGGAACAGAAUUAUUGCUAGUCAGCUGUAACCACUAGAAGGAAGAGGUGGGCUUCAGGCCCCCACACCUAGGUGUCGGGUGCCUGGAUGGGCAGAAUUGCUCUGACAGGUACUGUGUUUGGGGAGUGUGGGGAGCAACCUGAGGUCCUCCAGACAUGCUCAAGCCCCUCUUUUCAAUUCAGAAGUAUAAAAUAACAAGAAAAGGGGGCUUUCAGUCACACGGGAUGGGGGCGAUAAUAAAACUGCCAGGAAGUGAAUGUUUUCAGUCACUUACUUUGCAGGACUGUAAUUAAUGGAAUCCUAAAAGGUUUUCCAUGGGCCAGCCUUCCUGAGCUGCAGGCAAAGGUCAGUUUCCAGGAUUUGCAGUUCCAGCCUAGUCUAGCUGUGAAUGAAACCCUGCCAUCCCUAGUCCUGCUUCCCCUAUGUGGCUGUUACACUGAUGCUGCAGGACCUGACAUCAGGUAUCCCAGUCAAGGAACAGAUAACCCUUCCCUGCAUCUCCACCUUGCCAAGGAUCUGACAAGGCCUU
Castor canadensis (American beaver) is the source of this 4695-nucleotide messenger RNA. NCBI's taxonomy places the organism in Eukaryota, Metazoa, Chordata, Mammalia, Rodentia, Castoridae. The record is from RefSeq and is a predicted model, not a curated record.